AUGCCUCCACGAUUAAGAAACGCACAACGGCUGCUCAAUUCACACCACAUCCCAUCCUCACAGUCUUCCUCAAUAUGCCACUCGUCGACCUCCCUCACAUCAUCCGCUGCAUCCUCUUCGCCAUGUCAAUCUCUCCCUCGACCCCGCGCCUUUAGUUCCACGCCUAGCUUCCAGGUCUCAAAACGCCGUGCGGAUAUGUUUCGCUGGCUAAACGGUGUCGGCGCGGUGUUUAAAGAUCCUGUGCCCAAGAGCACGAACUAUCUUACGGACUACGAAAAUGGAGUACCAGUCCGCAAAGAAGAGGAAGACAGUGAUAGCAACCGUGGGUUUUCGAAGGACCCCAACAACCCUGACAGACUACAGCCGUUCCCUCUCAAUCCCUUUUUCGUCAGUGAAAGCGUGUUGAGCGAAGAAUUGCGAAAUGAGAUCUAUGACCAGGUUGUCAAUAAAGGGAACAGUGUUCGGCUUGUGAGUGUCAUGUUUGGGGUUGACAUGAGGCGUAUUGGUGCUGUGGUGAGGCUAGUUGAGUUAGAGAAGAGGAUGAAGGCCGAGCUGAAGCAGAAAAAACCCAUGGCUCUUCCGUACGGCCGUGCAAUACGUGACAUGCUGCCGACGACACGUCUUGCAGGAAAGGGGGAGAAACAGCAACCACACGAGCCGAUAAACGAUCUACCAGUACACAAACUCACCGAACCGCAAAUAUUCUACCCUGUAUCUGAAUCCCGUAAUUUCACCCGUGUGGAUGCUGCACGAGUAUUCUCAGCAGCACCAGAGCUACCCGCUGCCGAGCGCGACGUGGCCGGGAACACACCCGAGGCCAUCGCCAAAGUAACUCGUGCCCCACACAACAUCGAGAUGGUCGGCAAGGGAGCGAACGAGCAACAGGUUCUGCAGCCGGCAGACGUCCGCAUCCCCCAUCCUCACAUGGUUGCUGCUGCGCACGACGAGGUAACUCUUUCAAGCGAGUCGCGCCAACGUAACAACCGGUUCAUCGAACGUAUCAAAGCCGAAGAGAAAGUAGAGGCCUUCCGGAAGGAGAGAAGAAAGGCCCGGGAAGAGGCACAGUUGACUCGCGUCCAACCUGAGCAGGGACGCUUCGAGUUCCGAUUCCGUGACGUUGUAGUCAGCCGUGAGACGACUGGACUGGACGGCCGUGGGGAGAAGGGCGUCGGUCGACGGUAUGGAGUGCCUCAUGCAGACAGGAGGAGAGGAGAAGUCAAGAUCCCGACCAAAGUCGAGGUUUAA
Messenger RNA from Microsporum canis CBS 113480, 1245 nucleotides. RefSeq lists its product as hypothetical. Gene Ontology annotation, cellular component: mitochondrial small ribosomal subunit. NCBI's taxonomy places the organism in Eukaryota, Fungi, Ascomycota, Eurotiomycetes, Onygenales, Arthrodermataceae. The transcript has 2 exons. Gene Ontology annotation, molecular function: structural constituent of ribosome. Bases 1 to 1245 code for a protein of 414 amino acids. Gene Ontology annotation, biological process: mitochondrial translation. The record is from RefSeq and is a predicted model, not a curated record.